AUGACCCUGGCAGUGCAGUGCUCACUGAGCCAGGAUGGCCGCUUCAACUGCUCCGCGCCGUCGCUGGGCCCCGAGGAGAGCCGGGCGCUGGCUUUUCUCUGCUUCUCUCUUGCCGCCCUCACGGUCAUGGGCAACCUCCUCGUGGUGGCCUCCAUCGCCUUAUUCAGACAACUCCAGACCCGCACCAACGCCUUCACGCUGUCUCUGGCCGUGGCCGACCUUCUGGUCGGACUCCUGGUCAUGCCGUUCAGUGCCACGCGCUCGCUGUAUGGCUGCUGGUUCUUUGGGCGAACCUUCUGCAAGGUGCACACGUGCCUCGACGUCCUCUUGAGCACGGCCUCCAUCGCACACCUGGGCGCCAUCGCCUUCGACCGCCACACGGCCAUCUGCGACCCCCUCCGCUACCACCAGCGCCUCACAGCCGGUCGCGCGGCCACCCUGGUGGCAAUCUGCUGGGUGGGUUCGGCCCUGCUGGCCGUGGGCCCCAUCCUGCUCGGGUGGAACACGGUGGGCAUCGAGGAACUGGUGGCCUCAUCCUGCCCAGACGCCUGUGUCCUCUUAAUGAAUGCCCCCUUCGCCAUAGCCGGCUCCACCUGCAGCUUCUUCGUUCCGAGCUUUGUCAUGGUGGUCACGUAUCUGCGCAUCUACCGGGUGGCACUGCGCCAGGCGCGGGCUGUUCGCAACGUCGUCUCAGUGUCGUCCGUGGCAUGGGAACAUUGCGACAUCAACUCAAGACCGGAAAAGAGAACGGACCAGAGACGGGAUCGAAGUGCCACCAAAACCUUGGGAAUAAUCAUGGUGGCCUUUGUCACCUGCUGGUUGCCCUACUUUUCACUCACCCUGCUCGACCCAUUCACGGGGUUCUUGGCUGAACCCUGGGUAUGGGAGUCGACUGCGUGGCUCGCGUAUAUGAAUUCAGCGCUCAAUCCCAUCCUCUACCCAGCUUUCAACCGGGCCUUCCGUCAGGCCUUCCGCCUGGUGUUCACAUGUGCAUGGCGUUUGCGGAACGUGAGGCGCGCCAACCUCGCCUAGUGAAGGAUGGGGCGUGCUUCACCAUAACUUCCUUCUAUGCAAUAUUGACAUCUGACCGUCUGUCAAGAUAUUACUCUAACAAUGUGACCACUUCCACGUCCGUUCGGUUCAAGUAUAGAUUAUUCUUUUGGUGAACAGACAAUGCGUCGCGUUUAUAAAAAUUUGGUAUUGGACCGAUCUCACCACCACCUUCCGCUUCGUCGCCGACCUUUGGGUGCCACCCCUUUGUUUCGGUAACUCGGUCGUCUUUAGCAGAGACCACUGUGAUACCUGCAAUGGGUAGCUACUCAGGUCGCAAGCCCUCGACGUUUCUAGCCCCUCCCGCUUCGACCAUUUCACCCCCACAGUCCGGGGUAUGAAGCAGAUAGUCAAGUAGGACCUGGUUGUUAAGGCAGGGAGUGGGGAGAAGUAAGGAGAGAGUGUUUUAGAAAAGGGGCAGGGCUUGGGUUUGGUGGCAGCACCUUGCCCGGAAAUCACGUGCUGCUCCCCGGGCUGGAAGAACCUGCACCUGGAAAAAUUGUUUAAGUUAAAAUACUCACCAAGUGAGGUUGUUCCGUCUA
Molecule: messenger RNA, 1592 nt
Organism: Petromyzon marinus (sea lamprey)
Lineage: Eukaryota; Metazoa; Chordata; Hyperoartia; Petromyzontiformes; Petromyzontidae
Product: trace amine-associated receptor 365-like
Biological process (GO): adenylate cyclase-activating adrenergic receptor signaling pathway; positive regulation of MAPK cascade
Cellular component (GO): plasma membrane
Molecular function (GO): G protein-coupled receptor activity
Source: RefSeq, a predicted model, not a curated record